ACCACAACUGCCGCCAUCUCGUGCCUUCCGUUGCUGCAUCGAUCGAGGCUUCCGUCUGUAAGAUACCCUGGCAACAAUGGUAGCAACGGUGCUCGGCAAGCGCACCCGAAGCUCUGCGCGGUCCGCGGCUGCAGAGCAAAAACCCACCCAGCCGACUCGCAUCACGCGGAACUCCAAGUUUGUUAUUGGUCUAGACAACGACGAGAACGAAAAUCCAUUCAUAACACCAAAGAAGCGCGACACACCUCUCAAGGUCAAUGCCACAGAAAUUGAUGAAUCGGCCGAAGAAGAAUCGCCAGCGAAGCGUACGCGUACUUCUAACACCGCACCGUUGAAGCAUGGCGCCAUUGAAGCCAGAGUCGCUCUAUCUCCAGCCAAGAUCAAUGCGCAUUUUAAAUCCUCAAAAUCCAGCACCAGCACGGACUCGAAGACGGGUGCAACUCCCUCGACCCCUCGACACCGCGAUGCGGCCGCAAACAAGGUCGUUGUUACUCCCAGGCACCGCGUUCUUCUCCCAGGAAAGCCGUUGACGCCGAGGACGCCGAGGACACCUACCACUCCACGGACGACCGUGCCCACUAUUUACAACGAUGCGCGUCAGCUUUUUAUCCGUGGCGUGCAGCCGGGCCGGUUGAUUGGGCGGGAAGAGGAAAGGAAGGAACUUCACCAGUUCGUCUCGUCGCGUACCACGUCUAAGAAGUCGGGAUGCUUGUACAUCUCUGGUCCGCCUGGCACGGGCAAAAGCGCGUUGGUCGAUGAGAUCUGUAACGAAUUGGAUAAGGACUCGUCGGUGAAACGCGCAUACAUUAAUUGUAUGAGCAUCAAGAGCGCCGGGGAGAUCUAUGUGAAGCUUCUGGAGGAAAUUGGCGAGGCCGAGGACGUGUUGGAGGGAUCGGAAAAAGACACCCUACAAGAGAUUUUGUUCAAGCGGGACACGUCCUAUGUGAUCACGCUGGACGAGGUCGACUACCUCUUGGAGCUGGACCUCGAGCUGUUGUACACUCUGUUUGAGUGGUCCAUGCGGCCCAAGACGAGCCUGGUGCUGCUGGGCAUCGCGAACGCGUUGGACCUGACGGACCGGUUCCUCCCUCGCCUCAAGUCGAAGGGCCUCAAGCCCCAGCUCCUUCCAUUCAUGCCCUACAGCGCAGAGCAGAUCGCAUCCGUCAUCAGCUCGAAGCUGCGCUCGCUCCUCCCGGCCGACUCCACCGCAGCAGCCGACUUCAUCCCCUUCCUCCAUCCCAUGGCCGUCCAGUUCCUCUCGAAGAAAGUCGCCGCGCAGACGGGCGACCUGCGCAAAACCUUCGACAUUUGCAGACGCGCCAUCGACGUGAUCGAGACUGAGACCAGGGAGAAACACGCCAAAGCGAUAACGCCGGAGGAGACGCCCGCCUCAAGCCCCAGCCCGUCGAAGGCGACGCCACUCCUUGAGAACAUGAACCUCUCCUCGCCGGCUGUGCCACGCACCACGCAGCCCAAAGCGCAGCAGCAGCAACAGGCCUCGGCGCUGCAGACCUCCCUCGCACAACUCACUCCUGAGACGGCACCGCGCGCUAGUAUCGCGCAUAUGGCGCGCGUAACUGCAGCCGUAUUCGGCAACGGCGUCGCGCAGCGUCUCAAGACGCUGAACCUGCAGCAGAAAGCGGUGCUCUGCGCGCUCGCGGCACUGGAGCGCAAGCUCUCGUCGGCCCCAUCAUCAACAGUGCCCAGCACGCCCUCGAAACACGCCAAAGUCGCCGCGCCCACACUGAAACAACUCUACGACGCAUACGCCUCGCUCUGCCGGCGCGAAAAGGCGCUGCACCCGCUCUCACGCACGGAAUUUGCAGACGUGUGCACGAGCCUCGAGGCGGCGUCGCUGGUGAGCGCAGUGGCUGAGCGGGGCAGUGGCGGGGGCGGCAGCUUCAGCAGCAGCUUCAGCGGCAGCUUUGGCGCGAGCCAGCCCGGCACGCCGAGCCGGAGGGGGAGAAAGCCGAGUGGAGUGGGCGCUGAGGUGGUGGUGUCCGGGUUGGUUGAGUCAAGGCGCGUGGCUAGUGUUGUGGGGGUGAAGGAAUUGGGGGGGGCGGUGUUGGGAGGGGUUGGGGGAGAGGUUUUGAGAGGACUGUUGUUUGGGGAGGGGGACGUGGGUGUGGAUGGUUAAGUUUAUGUGUGGGGUGUGGGGUUUUGUUUAUUUUUCUUUUUUGGGGGACGGGCAUCGUUUGGAGCGAGGCGUUGGGGGUUUCUUGGUUUUUCUGUUCUUUUUUUUUUUUCUUCUUUUU
This is a messenger RNA of Aplosporella prunicola CBS 121167, 2255 nucleotides long. RefSeq lists its product as uncharacterized. Gene Ontology annotation, cellular component: nucleus. Lineage: Eukaryota; Fungi; Ascomycota; Dothideomycetes; Botryosphaeriales; Aplosporellaceae. Bases 77 to 2137 code for a protein of 686 amino acids. The record is from RefSeq and is a predicted model, not a curated record. Gene Ontology annotation, biological process: mitotic DNA replication checkpoint signaling; cell division; DNA replication initiation. The transcript is spliced from 2 exons. Gene Ontology annotation, molecular function: ATP hydrolysis activity; DNA replication origin binding.